Molecule: messenger RNA, 2508 nt
Organism: Mirounga angustirostris (Northern elephant seal)
Lineage: Eukaryota; Metazoa; Chordata; Mammalia; Carnivora; Phocidae
Gene: MAOB
Product: monoamine oxidase B
Exons: 15
Coding region: 103-1665 (520 amino acids)
Cellular component (GO): mitochondrion
Molecular function (GO): flavin adenine dinucleotide binding; primary methylamine oxidase activity
Source: RefSeq, a predicted model, not a curated record
GCGGCGGCGCUAGUGCGCGGGGGCAGCAGCGCGGCGGGCGGGGGCCGAGACCCAGACUGCCGAGCAGCGGGCACCGGGGAGGCCCGGAGCGGGGCGAGCGCCAUGAGCCGCAAAUGCGACGUGGUCGUGGUGGGGGGCGGCAUCUCAGGCAUGGCAGCGGCCAAGCUUCUGCAUGACUCUGGCCUGAAUGUGGUUGUUCUGGAAGCCCGGGACCGGGUGGGAGGCAGGACUUACACCAUCAGGAACCAAAAGGUUAAAUAUGUGGACCUUGGAGGAUCUUAUGUUGGGCCAACUCAGAAUCGUAUCUUAAGAUUAGCCAAGGAGCUAGGACUGGAGACCUACAAAGUGAAUGAGGUAGAGCGUCUCAUCUACCAUGUAAAGGGCAAAUCGUACCCCUUCAGGGGCCCCUUCCCACCUGUGUGGAACCCAGUUGUGUACCUAGAUCAUAACAACCUUUGGAGGACGAUGGAUGCCAUGGGGCAAGAGAUUCCCAGUGAUGCCCCAUGGAAGGCACCCCUUGCGGAGGAGUGGGACCACAUGACAAUGAAGGAGCUGCUGGACAAGAUCUGCUGGACAGAAUCUGCCAAGCAGCUUGCCACUCUCUUCGUGAACCUGUGUGUCACUGCAGAGACCCAUGAGGUCUCUGCGCUCUGGUUCCUGUGGUAUGUGAAGCAGUGUGGGGGCACGACCAGGAUCAUCUCAACAACCAAUGGAGGGCAGGAGAGGAAAUUUGUGGGCGGAUCUGGGCAAGUGAGUGAGCGGAUAAUGGACCUCCUUGGCGACCAAGUGAAGCUGGAGAGGCCCGUGACCCACAUUGACCAGACAGGAGAAAAUGUCCUUGUGGAGACCCUCAACCAUGAGGUGUAUGAGGCUAAGUAUGUGAUUAGCGCUGUUCCUCCUAUUCUGGGCAUGAAGAUUCAUUUCAAUCCCCCUCUGCCAAUGAUGAGAAACCAGCUGAUCACUCGUGUGCCUUUGGGUUCUGUCAUCAAGUGUAUGGUUUAUUAUAAAGAGCCUUUCUGGAGGAAGAAGGAUUACUGUGGAACCAUGAUCAUUGAAGGAGAGGAAGCUCCAAUUGCCUACACGUUGGAUGAUACCAAACCUGAUGGCAACUGUGCCGCCAUAAUGGGAUUUAUCCUUGCCCACAAAGCCCGAAAACUGGCACGUCUUACCAAAGAUGAAAGGAUGAAGAAACUGUGUGAGCUCUAUGCAAAAGUUCUGGGCUCCCAAGAAGCUUUGCAACCGGUGCAUUACGAAGAGAAGAACUGGUGCGAGGAGCAGUACUCCGGGGGCUGCUACACCGCCUACUUCCCCCCUGGGGUCAUGACUCAAUAUGGAAGGGUUCUACGACAGCCCGUGGGCAGGAUUUAUUUUGCAGGCACUGAGACUGCCACGCACUGGAGUGGUUACAUGGAGGGGGCCGUGGAGGCUGGGGAGAGAGCAGCCCGAGAGAUCCUGCAUGCCAUGGGGAAGAUCCCAGAGGAUGAAAUCUGGCAGUCAGAACCAGAGUCUGUGGAUGUCCCUGCGCAGCCCAUUACCACGACCUUCUUGGAGAGACAUUUGCCCUCCGUGCCAGGCCUGAUGAGGCUGAUUGGAUUGACCGCCAUCUUUUCAGCAACUGCUCUUGGCUUCCUGGCCCACAAAAGGGGUCUACUUGUGCGGGUCUAAACAGUGGGUGUCUGUAGCUACACCUUCUCACUCUGUCUGGUGUGUGGGUUUGAGGAAGGGGUUGCAAUGAAGUUCCAAGAAGACAUAAAGGCCAUAGAAUGAGGUGGGGAGCAUGAAGAUAAGUCAGAAUUCUGACCAUAGGGCACAUGGAAUGUCCUUUUCCAGUUGACCCCUGCAUAUUGUCCCUUACCUGGCUUCACGCUCUGUCUCACCUAUUUCCAAGUUUACUGCGCCCAGAAAUUUUAUAGUAGUUAAACAGGCUUCUUAAGAUCCUCGCUGUCCCAUGCCACACCUUGCCCAUGCACAAAAAACUAGUUUUUUCCCCCACCUCUGUGGCUUUGUGUGGGUCCUUUCUCUUAUGUGUAACAUCCUCUUUGUCCAAGUUCUCCGCACUUGCCCUUAGAAUCCUGUACUGUUAUAGCUGGGCCUUAGAAAACAUCUAGUCUUCACCUUCUCUUGUAGUAUAGAUCAAGCCAAGGCCAGGAGAGGUGGAACUUAAUCGCCCAAGGUCCACAGUAAGCCACUGAUAUUUGGGGGACUAGAAUACAGGUCCAUUGCUUCUUCCAUCCCCCAGGGUGUAUGCCCCAAUCACCCUCUUCCACUCCCUGCCAUGCUCACCAAUGGUGUCCCUUUGUGUGGGUUUAUGCUGCACUAAGUUGUUAGGCGCUCCUCAGUGCUACUCAGUAUAUAUCCUUAAGUCUUACUGUCUUGUGCAGUGUGUUUUCAGCAGAUUUUAAUUUCUUGGAGGAUAGGAAUCUUGUCUUCCUUUUGUAUCCUCCAUUAUGUCUGGAUACAAAGGUCAGUACGCAUUUGGGCAAUUAAAAAUAAAGUUGAAUGACCAGA